Myzus persicae (green peach aphid) is the source of this 2582-nucleotide messenger RNA. RefSeq names its product zinc finger MYM-type protein 1-like. Lineage: Eukaryota; Metazoa; Arthropoda; Insecta; Hemiptera; Aphididae. The record is from RefSeq and is a predicted model, not a curated record. The transcript has 2 exons. The coding region runs from base 429 to 2582 and encodes 717 amino acids. Gene Ontology annotation, molecular function: protein dimerization activity.
UACAAAUAUUUAAUAAUUCUUAUUUUUGUAUUCAAUUUAAAAAAAAAUUAUCAGAUUUUGAAAGAAAUUAAAUUUUUUUUUUUCGUAUAGGCAAUUUCUCUACAGAAGCGCUAGUAUUUUAGAUUGCCUUUCCCAUAUCGUUAUUUAUAGGAAUGACCAGUUGUGGUAGAAGGGGAUAUACGCGUUUUUACGUAAUGGUUGAAAGCGCUAUGCCGAGCGCUUAUCGAUAUUUUUAAAAACGGAAUUGUCGGAAUUCCAAUAUUCUUACGAUGCAUAUCGGAUUAUUUUUGUUAUCAAUAUACUUAUUAUAAGUUUUAACUAUACUGUCUAUACUAUACUAAUAAUAAAUAUAUUAUUUUGUCGUCAACCGUCAACGUGUCUACAAGUCUUCAUAGUUAAUUUGGUGUUGAACAAACAUUUUUAAUACAAUGAAUACUGAUUCAAACAAUUGCUUAAUCGAGCAUCUUUUGGAAAAUGAAUUUCAUUUAAAAAAUGUUGAUGAAAAAUUAACAAUUGUAAAAAAUGGUCGACCAUGUCCAGAAAUUCCAAAAUUGACAUCUAAUCACAAAGAAAAAAACAAAGUUUACAUUCGUCAUUUUAAUAUUUCUAAUUAUUUAAAUACUCCAUGGUUGACUGGUAGUGCAAAAUUAAAUAAACUUUUCUGUUGGCCUUGUGUUUUAUUUACCAGGGAAAAAAAUGUUUGGUCUCAUAGUGGUUUUGUUAAUUUAAAUAAUUUAACAAAUGGUAUUCAAAAACAUGAACGAUCUCAAACACAUAUUUCUUCUGUUUUAAAAUUAAAAAUGUUUGGAAAAUCUAGAAUUGAUUUGCAGCUUGAUGAACAAAGACGUUCAGAUGUAAUACGCCAUAAUGAAUUGGUAAAAAAAAAUAGAGACGUUUUAAAACGUUUUAUUGAUUGUGUUUGUUUUUUGGCGAUUCACGAAUUACCAUUUCGUGGUCACAAUGAAAGAGUUAAUUCUUUCAAUCAGGGAAAUUUCCUCGGUUGUUUAAAUUUAUUAUCAUCUUAUGAUUCUAUUUUAAACGUGCAUUUAGAAACAUCAAAAAUAUUCCGUGGUACAUCCAAUAGAAUUCAAAAUGAUCUUAUUUGCUCAGUUAGCAACAUCAUAUCAACGUCCAUUGAAUCAGAAAUAAAAAAUACUAAUUUUGUUGCAAUAUUAUUAGAUGAAACUUCAGACAUAACAAAUCUGUCUCAAUUAUCAACAACUUUAAGGUAUGUCCAUCAUGAAACCGGGGAAGCACAUGAACGUUUUAUCUCAUUUGUUGAUGUUAGUGCUGAUAGAUCAGCAGACGGUUUGUUGAAACACGUAAUUGAUAUAGUUAAUAGGUAUGAAUUAAAACAUAAAUUAGUAGCUCAAACUUAUGACGGAGCGGCCGUUAUGAGUGGUCAUGUUGGAGGACUACAAGUUAAAGUAAAGGAGCUCUACCCAAAAGCAUUAUUUGUCCAUUGUUUUAGCCAUUCAUUAAAUCUUGUACUUUCACAAUCAGCAUCAAAUAUAAAAGACUGUAAGAUUUUUUUUCAAACACUAACUGGUAUGGGAUCAUUUUUUACUAAAUCUUCUAAACGUACACAUGCUUUAUCUAAUUUUACAAGAAAAAAAAUGCCAAAAAAUGCGCCGACUAGAUGGAAUUUUUCUUCUCGCUUAGUAAAUACAGUUCACGAAUACAAUUCAUAUUUCAUAGAGUUUUUUCAACACGUAUUAGAUAAUUCUAAUGAUUGGGAUAAUGAAGCGAUAGUAUUAUCUCAAGGGUUCAUCAAUUUUUUAGAUAGUCGACAAACAUACUUUUUGCUAAUAGUAUUUAGUAAAAUAUUUAGUUUGACUGAUAUUUUAUAUGAAGUAUUACAAACUAAACGUUUAGAUAUUUUAUACUGUGUGAAAAAAAUUGAAGAAACUAAAUGUCAACUGCAAAAUUAUAGGUUAAAUCUAUUUGAAAAAUUAUGGGAAACAGUUUUAUCAGAUAAAGGCGAUUUUGAACUACAGCGUAAAAUUCGUGACCCGAAAACAUUUUACAAAGUACUUUUUAAUGAAAUAUUUGAUAACAUAUUGACAAAUUUGCAAGCGCGAUUUGGUUCUUUAAUUAAAUUUGAAUUUUUAUCAUUAAUUGACCCAAGUAAAUAUUCAAACUACACGAACGAAUUUCCAAAUUCUGCUCUAGAAAACUUGCAAGAAUCAAAUUUUGGAGAAAUAUUUGAUUUUAUUAGAUUACGAAAUGAAUUAAUUGUAUUAUAUAAAUCUGAAGAAUUUUUAAAUACUAAUCCAUAUGAUUUAGUCAAAAAAAUUAAGAUGAAUGAUUUAAUAUCGGCGUUCCAAGAAGUAUUUAAACUCGGUCAACUAAUUUUAACUAUUCCCAGUACAACAGCUUCAGUUGAACGUUCUUUUUCGGCAUUAAAACGAAUUAAAUCGUAUCAAAGAUCUACACAAGGGCAAGAAAGACUUAGUUCAUUAUCAUUAAUUUCAAUCGAAAAGGAACUCCUGCAUAAAGAAAAAAAUCAUCCAGAAUUUUAUGAUAAAGUUAUUAACGAAUUUUUAAAACAAGAAAGACGAAUGGAUUUUAUCUAUAAAUAA